Messenger RNA from Loa loa (African eye worm), 288 nucleotides. RefSeq lists its product as hypothetical. The coding region runs from base 1 to 288 and encodes 95 amino acids. Lineage: Eukaryota; Metazoa; Nematoda; Chromadorea; Rhabditida; Onchocercidae. The record is from RefSeq and is a predicted model, not a curated record. The transcript has a single exon.
AUGGCAAAAAACGAGCCGAAGCUCAGCGACAACGACCCAACCGCUCUCUGCCUGCUCUGCUCGCAGCAAGUGCUUUGCCCUAUCACUCUCUAUAUCCUUUGCAAACACAGACAUGCAAAGCAACGUGCAGACACAUCCAGAUAUGCAUGCAUCCGCAGACACAAAGAGAUACGCAUGAACACUAAGAUAGAGAGGUGGGAAAAGACGCGCAGACAGAAACUCACUCCAUUCUCUGUCGCUACAGAACUCAAUCGAUUAAGCGACGAGGCAACAAGCGACAUCGUUUGA